Molecule: messenger RNA, 1217 nt
Organism: Vigna umbellata (rice bean)
Lineage: Eukaryota; Viridiplantae; Streptophyta; Magnoliopsida; Fabales; Fabaceae
Product: 2-aminoethanethiol dioxygenase, putative (DUF1637)
Molecular function (GO): oxidoreductase activity, acting on single donors with incorporation of molecular oxygen, incorporation of two atoms of oxygen
Source: RefSeq, a predicted model, not a curated record
CCUUGGGCCUUUUUCUUUUCACCUCCAACCCUUUCACAGUCACAACAACGAUCCCUCUCUUCAUCCUUCUAUGCACGUCCAUUCAUCUUCCUUCAACAGCCCCUUCAUCUUCUUCUUCUCAUUCCUCUGCUAAUCCACCAUGUUCCUCACCCUUUUCUCUCUCUAAUCAUGCCUCUCUCAGAUCCAUUAGUUUGAAUUGUUGCGAAGGAAACAUUACGACCAUGCAGAUUCAUUACCGAUGGUUUGAUUCUGAGGCUAAAAUACGGUUGUUAUCUAAUUGUAUAUCCAGUCCCUAUUGCAAUCAGUAAGCCACUUACAAGGUGUUAUCAGCUUGCUGACCCUGGGGAUUUUGGUCCGAGUGAAUAGAUAACUUGGUCUCAAGUUUGCAAGAUGCCAUAUUAUAUACAGAGACUUUAUAGGCUAUGCAAUGCAUCCUUUUCAUCUGAUGGACCUGUGUCGGAAGAGGUCAUUGAGAAAGUUCGUGAGAAGUUAGAGAGAAUCAAGCCGUCAGAUGUAGGUCUUGAACAAGAAGCACAAUUAGUUCGGAAUUGGCCUGGUCCAGCACUUGAACGUAAUGGGAGCCAUCAAUCCUUGCCACCUAUAAAAUAUUUGCAUUUUCAUGAAUGUGACUCCUUCUCUAUAGGAAUUUUUUGCAUGCCCCCCUCGUCUAUCAUUCCUCUCCAUAAUCAUCCUGGAAUGACAGUGUUGAGCAAGUUGUUGUAUGGCUCAAUGCAUGUUAAAUCCUAUGAUUGGAUCGAUGCAUCUGGCUCUCUUGAUCAAUCUGAAGUUCGACCUGCAAAGCUUGUGAAAGAUACUGAUAUGACAGCACCAAGCCCCACAACAGUUCUUUACCCCACCAGUGGAGGAAACAUCCAUUGUUUUAGAGCUAUAACUCCUUGUGCUAUCUUUGACAUAUUGUCUCCUCCUUACUCUUCAGAGCAUGGAAGACACUGCACCUACUUCCGGCGAUCCCAACGGAGAGAUCUCCCAGUUAAUGUUGAGUUGGAUGGAGUGACGGUUUCUGAAGUGACUUGGUUAGAAGAGUUUCAACCUCCUGAUGACUUUGUGAUCCGGAGAGGACUGUACAGGGGUCCAGUUAUUAGAACUUGAAAAAUUUUCUUCUUUGAUGUGUCUUACACAAAAAGGAAAUUGGCUUAUCUUUAGAAUACAACAAAGGGAACAGUGGAAUGUGCAAUAAUUAUUAUAUUCUUUGUCUA